AUGACAACUUUGGCUGCUGAAGACGAGUCUUUUGAACUCUAUGACCUCCGCGUAGAAGUGGUCUGCCCCCCAGGCAAGAGAAUCAUGUGUGGCGCAAAGGAGGGCGACUACUUUACACUCGAGGGCGAGAUGCUCAAGCUGCCGCCAGGCCAAGGCAUCAGCAUAUACAGCCUCUCGUCGGUCCUUCCGCUCUUGCCAGCUAAACAGCGUGUCACCUCCAAGAACGACUGGAUGACAACAGACGCUCUCAUUGCCUGCCCAGACCCGUGCUGUCCAUCACAGCUCAAGAUUGUACGCACUGGGGUCCGGACCUUCAAGCACUCAGAGACAACUCUGGUUCCUCUGCAGGGCAGUGGCAAAUAG
This is a messenger RNA of Microdochium trichocladiopsis, 363 nucleotides long. RefSeq lists its product as uncharacterized. The transcript has 2 exons. The record is from RefSeq and is a predicted model, not a curated record. NCBI's taxonomy places the organism in Eukaryota, Fungi, Ascomycota, Sordariomycetes, Xylariales, Microdochiaceae. Bases 1 to 363 code for a protein of 120 amino acids.